AUGUGUGACACCAACUGCUCUGUGGGCUGCCAGCCAGCUUGCUGUGUGCCCAGUUCCUGCCAGCUGGCCUGCCCUGCUGUCUGUUGCCCUGCCCUGGGCUGCCGAAACCCCCGUGGUGCUCCCCACGUGGCUCUGCUGUGCUGGCCAGCCUGCUGUGUGCCCGGCCCCUGCCAGGACACUUGUUCUGUGUCCAGCCCCUGCCAGGCAUCCUGCUGUGUGCCUGUGAGCUGCAAGCCUGUCCUGUAUGUCCCCAUGUGCUACAAGCGCAUUGUGUAUGUGAUCCCCUCCUGCCAGCCUUCCACGUUCUGCCAGCCCUCCUGCCCUGCCCUGGUCUGCAGACCCAUCCCCUGA
Molecule: messenger RNA, 351 nt
Organism: Cervus elaphus (red deer)
Lineage: Eukaryota; Metazoa; Chordata; Mammalia; Artiodactyla; Cervidae
Product: keratin-associated protein 12-2-like
Exons: 1
Coding region: 1-351 (116 amino acids)
Cellular component (GO): keratin filament
Source: RefSeq, a predicted model, not a curated record